This is a messenger RNA of Rotaria socialis, 1080 nucleotides long. Lineage: Eukaryota; Metazoa; Rotifera; Eurotatoria; Philodinida; Philodinidae. The record is from the annotation of a GenBank genome assembly.
AUGACUGAAAGUCAUUCGAUUCGUUAUUGGUUUGCAUUAAUUAUUUCUUCUAUUGUUUCUAUUAUUGUUGCUUUGGUUAUUAUUGGUAUAUCCUGGUAUUUAUUGUGGAAAUUUGUUUUGAUUCGUUUCGGUGUAAUUCGUGCCUUGUUUCAUUCCUAUCUUUAUGUUCGUUCUACACAUAUUCAACGUGAAUCAGUAUGUACAUCAAAUGAAGCUUGGUAUCGUUCGUUGCCAUUUCGUGAAAUAUCUCGAUGCUGGUCGCGUAUUUUGUCUGUUAAUAUUUAUCCUCGUUCUCUAAGAAACCCGAUUUAUAAAUCUUUUUGUCGUAUUUUCGAUGCUGAUAUCAACGAGUGUGAAUAUGGUCCAGAUCAGCUUGAUUAUUAUGCAAGUUUUGGUGAGCUUUUUCGACGAAAUCUUAAACCGAACGCACGACCCAUCGAUAAAGAAAGUUUAAUUGUAUCACCAUGUGAUGGCGAAGUACUCGCCAAUGGCCUUGUAACAUCAGUCGAACUUUUAAAUAUUGUCAUUAAAGGUGUUUCGUAUACAAUCAAAGAUCUAUUUCAAUUAAAUCGAAGUGAAAUUGAACGUUUACAAACAAAACAAUAUAAAUCAUCAUUAUUCUAUGCUUGUAUUUAUUUAAAUCCUGGCAACUACCAUCAUUUUCAUAGCCCAGCGAAAUGGAAAAUUAACGAACGCCGGCACAUCACAGGAGAAUUGAUGAGUGUUCGCCCUGAAUUUAUAAUGUGGAUUCCAAAAUUAUUGUUACUUAACGAACGUGUCGUUUAUUUGGGUGAAUACGAAAAUGGUUUAAUGACGCAAACAAUGAUCGGUGCAACAAAUGUGGGUUCUAUUGAUGUUUAUUUUGAUGAAACAUUAAAAACGAAUAAGAAAUUAGAUGAUUAUACGUUUCGUAUGUGGAAAGAAAAUUUUCCAGAAUCAAAAUCAACUCAUUUCGAUAAAGGAGAACCAUUUGGAGAAUUUAAAUUAGGUUCUUGUAUUGUAGUUAUAUUUGAAGCACCGUCAACAUUCAAUUUUGUCCGUCAUUCCGGUGAUAAGAUUCGUGUUGGAGAGCGAUUAUAG